Molecule: messenger RNA, 510 nt
Organism: Didymodactylos carnosus
Lineage: Eukaryota; Metazoa; Rotifera; Eurotatoria; Philodinida; Philodinidae
Source: the annotation of a GenBank genome assembly
AAUUUACGUGUGCGGGGUAAGCGUCCCACAUCGUGGAGUGAAUUCAAAGAACAACUGAAGUCAGCAUUUCAAUCAACAGAUUUUCAAGAAAAUCUUCAUCAACAAUUAAUGCAAUUAAAACAAAAACCACAAGAACUGGAUGAAUACAUAAAAACAUUUCGGGGAUUAAUUGGACAAAUUGAAGAGAUGACAGAAUUGACUCAGGUUAUGCUGUUUAUUAAUGGUUUACAAACAAAUUACGGUUUGUAUGUUCGAUCAAAACACCCCAAAACUGUUGAACAAGCCAUUCGAGAAUCACAAACAUAUGAUAAUGUCGUAACGACGUCAAAGAUAAAUACAACAAAAUAUGAUCCAUUUCUAGAAAAAUCAUCGAUAGUUGAACUGAAUGCAUUAAAUUCAAAUUCAAAUUAUCACCGUCAUGGUAGUACUCAAGUCAAAAAUCAUGAUGCUUGCAUGAAAUUUGGACUAUGUUUUUAUUGUAAAGAACACGGACACAGAGCGUUAGAUUGU